Toxotes jaculatrix (banded archerfish) is the source of this 2658-nucleotide messenger RNA. RefSeq names its product protein kinase, AMP-activated, beta 2 non-catalytic subunit (gene prkab2). Gene Ontology annotation, biological process: signal transduction. NCBI's taxonomy places the organism in Eukaryota, Metazoa, Chordata, Actinopteri, Toxotidae. Gene Ontology annotation, molecular function: protein kinase binding. The coding region runs from base 112 to 918 and encodes 268 amino acids. The record is from RefSeq and is a predicted model, not a curated record. Gene Ontology annotation, cellular component: nucleus; cytoplasm; nucleotide-activated protein kinase complex. The transcript has 9 exons.
CUGGAGUUCUGAGGUGGGCCCUGCGUAAUAAGCAACCUGCAGAAUAAGAGCAGCUGGUUUAGGUGACUGUGUCCGCUUUGUUGUUAUUACGCGGUGAACAAGUGAAGCAUUAUGGGCAACACAAGUGACAGGGUGUCUGGAGAUCGCCAUGGAGCCAAAGCCCACCGCUCAGACAGCAGCGGCAGUCACAAAGACCAAGAACCCAGCAGCAAGAUGGUGGACAGCACAGAUGACCCCAACAUCUUCAACACCCAUGGGCCUGAGUCCAAGGCAUUAGGAGAGAAAGAAUUCACCCCAGAUCUGGAUGACCUGGUGAAGACUGGUCCUCAGGCUCGACCCACUGUGAUCCGAUGGGCGGGUGGAGGGAAGGAGGUCUACAUAGCCGGUUCCUUUAAUAACUGGAACACAAAGAUACCACUAAAUAAGAGCCAUAACGACUUUGUGGCAAUUCUGGACUUGCCUGAAGGAGAACACCAGUACAAGUUUUUUGUAGAUGGGCAGUGGGUCCAUGAUCCCUCUGAGCCAGUGGUAACCAGCCAGCUCGGCACCAUCAACAACCUGAUCCAGGUGAAGAAGUCUGACUUUGAGGUGUUUGACGCCCUGCAGGUCGACUCUCUGGAGUGCUCAGACACAUCAGAUCUGUCCAGCUCCCCUCCAGGUCCAUAUGGACAGGAGCAGUACAUUUUCAGACCUGAGGAGCAUUUCAAAGCCCCACCGAUACUCCCACCUCACCUCCUUCAAGUCAUACUCAACAAAGAUACCAAUAUAUCUUGUGACCCUGCCCUGCUGCCUGAACCCAAUCACGUCAUGCUAAACCACCUUUACGCUCUCUCAAUAAAGGAUGGAGUUAUGGUGCUGAGUGCAACUCACAGGUACAAGAAGAAAUAUGUCACUUCUCUGCUCUACAAGCCUAUCUAAACCUCAGCUUGGGUGCGCCACAGUGCUUUUAGAAAGCAGCCUGUUUGUAUUCUGCUGUUUUUUUUUGUAUCAUCACAUUUAGCCAAAUUGUGCACUGAAACAAGUUUACAGGUGAGCUCAAGGCCAGUGGCUGUGACUGUGGCUUGUUUUUUUUGUUUUUUUUUAAAUAAAAGGUUGCACUUCUGUCUACAUAGGGCUCAGAACAAAAGUAGCGAAGUGUGUGUGUGGUGUCAGCGAGAGGUGAAAACCAUACUGUGGCUUUUACCUGUGACAUCUUCAGACAGAUGAGAGACUGACUAAAUCACUGUGUGUAUUUGAGUUUUUGCUGCACCUUGUGAUUAUAUGCAUGUUCGUGUUUUAAAAACAGGAUUGUUUUUGGUGCAUAUCUAUGCCAUAUGCCACCUUGGCAGGUAGGGGAUCUGUUUGAUGAAUGCUUUGAUUAAGUGAGGGAUUUUGAGUGUUUCUGGUGUGGAUCAACAGUUUGGUUUUAGGUGUUGUGUUGUCAUUUCCUCCUCCAACUGACUCGAUUGAGUUUUUAACUAAGUGACUUAACAUUUUUCUUGGAAAGUGCAUGCAGAAUCACAGAAUGAUUCGGUCAGGCCUGUAGUCACAUUGGAGGUGCUGACGAGAGCAGUGGACUGGGCUUUGCUUGAACAUGAAGUGCAAUAACCUGCUGAGUAAAGGUACUAAAUUUUGUUUAGGAGGCAGCAGAUGUCAGUUCAUAUUACAUAAGUUGAAUUUCCCACAAUUUCAGUUUUGUUAACGUAAUCAUCACUAUAGAUGGAGUACUUGUCUGCUUCAAGAGGAAAACCCUCUUUGGAUGGAGGAUAGUGGUCAAAGGUCAAUGUUUAGUUCUGUUGUUGCCUUUAUCUUGACAUAAUUGUGCAAGCACUUUACCAUCCUGUGAGCAGGAGUGUCGACAGAAGCUUUCAACUAUGCAGCACACAACUCUUGUACUGUAGUUUCUCUGGGCUAUAGAAUCCAAUUUGUGCUUUUUCUUUUUUCUUUUUUUUGAUAUGAUGAACUUGCAGUGCUUUUUAUGCGUGUGCAUCUGUACUGAGUUGUGUUUAUCAAAUAGAAAUGUACUGUAUGUAUCUGUUACAUGUAAAGUCAUACACAAAGCCGUGUUCACUCAAACCGUUUCAACUUGCUGCUUUGCAUGCAUUGAAUGUAACUUCAGAGGAUAUGGCACGCUUACUGAGUGUGGUCCACAUUCAGAAGCAGACUGAGCGCAAACGCACAUUUUUGGAGGAAUCAACAGGGCUAUGGGGAUGAAUAGCUGCCAUGAAUUUUAAUGUUGUACAAAGUUUGCUCAUGUAUGUGUGCUCUAUAACCAUUUAAGCUCAUCUGUAUUUUGAGGUAUGGUGGCUUUAAAAGUUAUUUUUGUCUCUUGUAAGUCGUGCUGUUUAAUUGUCUGCACUGGCAGUACAGUAUAUACCCACAGUGGAUACACUCUACAGAACUAUAAAAGGGGCUUUCAUGAAUCCUGUCGGUGAUCAGCUAGACAACUUUAGUGAAUGUCGAGCCUAGCCAUGAAGUUUUGUCCAAAGAGUUUUUAAGACUUAUAUAGAUAUGAUAAGGGAGUACGGACAAAAGCUGUGGAAGUGGUGAUUUAAGGCUAAAACCAAAACUUGAAUUUUACAACCGUUUCAUGAAUGUUUUAAAAUGCUUUGAAGAAUCAGUGUGAAGAUCCACUGUACAAUGUUUUACUUGUUUGCAAAUAAAGAGAGGACACGCUGG